Clupea harengus (Atlantic herring) is the source of this 828-nucleotide messenger RNA. RefSeq names its product myeloid-associated differentiation marker homolog. The record is from RefSeq and is a predicted model, not a curated record. The annotation marks the transcript as partial. Lineage: Eukaryota; Metazoa; Chordata; Actinopteri; Clupeiformes; Clupeidae. The transcript has a single exon. Gene Ontology annotation, cellular component: membrane.
GUGUUCAUCAGCGAGCCCGUGUCCUACGACCGCUACCCCGCGCUCAAGUGGUGCCUGGCCGUGUACAUCAUCUGCUUCGUGCUCUCGGCCGCCGUGGUGGUGCUGUGCGUGGGCGAGUGCACCGGCUGUCUCCCGUUCCCCUUCUCCCGCUUCCUGUCUGCCUACUCCUUCCUGGCUGUGGCCAUGUAUCUCACGGCGACCAUCAUCUGGCCGGUCUUCCAGUUCGACAGUCGUUAUAGUAACAGGGGGUCACGGCCCGCCUACUGCUCCAGCCCCGGCACGUGCGCCUGGGAUAAGGUGGUCGCCGUGGCAGUGCUCACGGCGCUCAACCUGCUGAUCUACCUGGCGGACUUGGCCCACUCGGCACGGUUGGUGUUUGUCAGCGGGUAUUGAGGGGGGAGAGAAGGAUGCCAGAUUGGUUUCAUUUGUUGAUGACGAGGAGAGAGAGAGAAAAUAAGCUUUCAGGAGUCUGUGUUUAGGUUCUGUGGAAGUGAUGUGUUGAAAACAAAUGGAACCUUGAACUCAGCGUCAUGGCAACUGACACUGUUUUCCACUUCCACUGUCUGGUAAUCAUUGAUUCUGAAUCAUCUACUGUAUGCUCUGAAAGAAGGGAGGAUAUUCUUGCCCAAGUGGAAUUAUGAGUCCUGAUCUUACCGGUGAUACAUGUAUUUAACUAGAGCAGGCCAAUUAACAGCUAAGCACCAAAUAUGUCUUUCAAACCAAAGCACUCAUGUACACAUAUGUUUUCUGCUGCUUUGGUCAAACAUACUUUCUGUGAAUCACCCUGGAUCACUCUGCACUGUCUGUACAAUAAAUACAUCAAAGAAA